Molecule: messenger RNA, 2870 nt
Organism: Oncorhynchus nerka (sockeye salmon)
Lineage: Eukaryota; Metazoa; Chordata; Actinopteri; Salmoniformes; Salmonidae
Product: cholesterol 24-hydroxylase-like
Exons: 14
Coding region: 301-1719 (472 amino acids)
Biological process (GO): cholesterol catabolic process
Molecular function (GO): iron ion binding; heme binding; cholesterol 24-hydroxylase activity
Source: RefSeq, a predicted model, not a curated record
UCUCCUGUUAUACAGACAACAAACCCCGGAAAUUGGUCACGAACACGGUAAACCAUAGAAGCAGACAAGUCGACUACUAGUGCGCGUUCAUAUGUCGGAACUAGGACACUCGGAAAUGUCAAUUUUUCUGAUUCGUGCACGCGCCAUGUGUAUAACAACAACCAUUUACCUAGUUAUACAUUUCCGAGUUUCGACUAUCACGUGAACGCGGCAUAGUACUACGGGUGACCAAAUUCAGUCCAAAAAGCAGACUUACAUACCCUGCUUGUAGGGUCACCGAGCUAGCUGGUCUACUGCAAUAUGGCACUUUUUCAUUUGAUUGCAGGUUGGAUUGGUUAUGUUCUUAUGUGCUUACUUGGUUUGAUUUUGAUCGUAUUUCUCUGUUUUUGUCUGUACAUCAAAUAUAUUCAUUUGAAAUAUGAUCACAUACCGGGACCACCAAGGGACAGUUUUAUAUUCGGACAUUCCACAAUCCUGAGGGAAAUUAGCAAUGGUCGAGUUAUCCACGACAAAUUCCUGGAAUGGUCUGAGACAUAUGGACCGGUGUACCGUAUCAACGGAAUGCACAUUGUGAUGCUGUUUGUCACCUGCCCUGAUACCACCAAGGAAGUGCUGAUGUCACCAAAGUACCCCAAAGACUCACUGGUCUACAAGGGUCUUUUCAACCUAUUUGGACAGAGGUUUCUGGGAAGUGGUCUGAUUACGGCUCAUAAUCACGAUGCGUGGUACAAACAGCGAAGGAUCAUGGACCCUGCCUUCAGCAGUCUGUACCUACGUGGUCAGAUGGGUGCGUUCAACGAGCGGGCAGAGCGUCUGAUGGAUAAACUGGCAGACAUGGCUGACACCAACACAGCCGCCAACAUGCACCAAAUGUUCAACCUUGUGACCCUGGAUAUCAUCACCAAGGUGGCGUUUGGAGUGGAUCUUGAUCUGUUGAAGGAGAGUGACACUCCGUUCCCCAAAGCCAUAGAGAUGUGUCUGAAGGGAAUGGUCCACUAUGUCAGAGACUCCACCUUCCAGCUCUACCCAAAGAACAAGAAGUUCAUCAACGAGGUGAAAGCGUCUGUUCAGCUAUUGCGUUCGACAGGCAGACGGUGGAUCAACGACAGGAAAAUGGCCAUCCAAAAUGGCGAGGAUGUCCCUAAAGAUAUCCUGACACAGAUCCUCAAGACGGCUGGCAAAGAGGAAAACAAGGACAAUGAAGAUGAGGAGCUUAUGCUGGACAACUUUGUAACGUUAUUCGUUGCGGGGCAAGAGACAACAGCCAAUCAACUAGCUUUUGCUGUCAUGGAACUGGGAAGGCUGCCUGAGAUAUUGGCCAAUGCGAAGCAAGAAGUAGAUGACGUCAUCGGGGUGAAACAGGAAAUCAGCUUUGAUGACCUGGGGAAAAUGACCUACCUGUCUCAGUUCAAUUCAUACGUCUGUGGACGGUUGGAGAAGUUCUUUGAGGAGCCGCUGAAGUUUGACCCAGAGAGGUUCCAUCCGGACACUGCCAAGCCCUAUUACUGCUACUACCCCUUCGCCCUGGGACCACGCUCAUGUCUGGGACAGAGCUUUGCACAGAUGGAGGCGAAGGUAGUGAUGGCCAAGCUGCUCCAGAGGUUUGACUUCAGCCUACUGCCUGGCCAGUCCUUUGACAUCCUGGACACUGGCACUCUGAGACCAAAGAGAGGAGUGGUGUGUAGCAUCAGACACCGAGGACAGACAGCUGCAGCCUGACUACUGGAACCUGGAGAUGACUAGCCCUCGUCUUUCAACUCAACAUAUUUCUUAUCCGACUCAUUCCGUCUUUCUUCUUUACUGUCUUAAAAAAAAAGAUGAACACAUCAUCAAUGGUUUACCAAUCUUGCGCAUAUAUUUGCAUAAAUAUAAAUAGAACGUGAAACUUUUCCAAUGGAUUUACUGAGUUAUAUUUCAUAUAAGGAAAUCAAUCAAUUGAAGUAAAUUCAUUAUGCCCUAAUUUAUGGAUUUUACAUGACUGGGCAGGGGCGCAGCCAUGGCUGGGCCUGGGAAGGCAUAGGCCCACCCACUUGGGAGCUAGGCCCAGCCAUUCAGAAUAAGCUUUUGGUAGAGAAAUUAACAUUCAAUUCUCUGGCAAAAGCUCUGGUGGACAUUCCAGUAGUCAGUACGCCAAUUGCACGAUCCCUCAAAACUUGAGACAUCUGUGGCAUCUCGUGUUGUGUGACAAAACCACACAUUUUAGAGUGGCCUUUUAUUGUCCCCAGAACAAGGUGCCCCUGUGUAAUGAUCAUGCUGUUUAAUCAGUUUGUUGAUAUGCCACACCUGUCAGGUGGAUGGAUUAUCUUGGCAAAGGAGAAAUUCUUACUAGCAGGGAUAUAAACAAAUUUCUGCACCACAUUUGAGAGAAAUAAGCUUUCUGUGCGUAUGGAACAUUUCUGGGAUCUUUUAUUUCAGCUCAUGAAACAUGGAACCAACCCUUUACAUGUUCUGUUUAUAUUUUUAUUCAAUAUACAGUACCAGUCAAAAGUUUGGACACACCUACUCAUUCAAUGGUUUUUCUUUAUUUUUACUAUUUUCUACAUUGUCAAAUAAUAUUGAAGACAACAAAACUAUGAAAUAACACAUAUGGAAUCAUGUAGUAACCUAGGAAUGCGAAGCGAGGCGGCCAUCUCUGUCGGCGCCGGAACCAAAAAAAGUGUUGCUUGAGACUUGCUUGAGACGCAUAGAUCUGUGAAAUUCCGGUGAACUUUCGAAUCAACAUUAUUACCUCAGUGCUUCUGUUUUAGUAAAUGUAGCCGGUUUUAGUAGAAUCAUUUAGCCAAAAUCACUGAGCCCCAGAAAAUAAUAAUACUUUUGUCCACAAGGUGUCGCUGUAAACCCGCGGAAUAAAGACCAUUCAUGUUUUGCCA